AUGAACCCAUAUCAUACGAAAGAUCAAUUUUCUGAAAAUUUUCAAACUAUCAUGACUAACAACAUCGCACCUCAAAUUAAUCUUGAGCAAGCCUCAAUCGAUUCGCGUAUGAAUAUUCCUUACGUGGCAGUGGAAAAUGCUAACAUUCAUUCACAAAACCAACAUUAUGAGAAUCCUGCAUCCUAUGCGAUGAUGACUCAAUUCCCACAUCCAUUAGUAAAUAUGACCAUCGUAAAUCCGCCACCUCAUCAUCAUAUCGCAUUUUUUUAUCAACCGCCAAAUGAUCUUUAUAAUUAUUGCAUUAAGUGUAAAGAAAUUUCAUUUGAUACUAUUACUAGCUUCAAAGAAAAUGAAUACAUUUUCUUUUAUAAACGACAAAGCUGCAAUCGGAUUUAUCAAUUAGUUUGUGAGAAAGUUUCUCCUUCUUUAAUUAUUAAUUUCUUAAACAAAACAAUUUACGGUAUUGAAAUUGAACAGAAUGUUGGAUAUGAACAGUUAUCCAUUACAUUCGACCAAAAAGAAAAUCUCAAAUUUCAUUUGAAACAACAUCUAGAUCGAUACUUAUUUGAUUAA
Messenger RNA from Rhizophagus irregularis DAOM 181602=DAOM 197198, 573 nucleotides. RefSeq lists its product as uncharacterized. The record is from RefSeq and is a predicted model, not a curated record. NCBI's taxonomy places the organism in Eukaryota, Fungi, Glomeromycota, Glomeromycetes, Glomerales, Glomeraceae.